GAGGCCAAGCUGCACCUGCGCCGGGCCAACCCGUCGCUGUUCCCCAGCCUGCAGGCCCGGGGCAUCCGCCGCGUGCAGAUCCUGAGCCUCCGCCGCAGCCUCAGCUACGUGAUCCAGGGCAUGGCCAACAUCGAGAGCCUCAACCUCAGCGGCUGCUACAACCUCACCGACAACGGGCUGGGUCACGCAUUCGUGCAGGAGAUCGGCUCCCUGCGCGCCCUCAACCUGAGCCUGUGCAAGCAGAUCACCGACAGCAGCCUGGGCCGCAUCGCCCAGUACCUCAAGGGCCUGGAGGUGCUGGAGCUGGGGGGCUGCAGCAACAUCACCAACACCGGCCUUCUGCUCAUUGCCUGGGGACUGCAGCGCCUCAAGAGCCUUAACCUGCGCAGCUGCCGCCACCUCUCGGAUGUGGGCAUCGGGCACUUGGCUGGCAUGACGCGCAGCGCGGCCGAGGGCUGCCUGGGCCUGGAGCAGCUCACGCUGCAGGACUGCCAGAAGCUCACGGAUCUGUCCCUAAAGCACAUCUCCCGAGGGCUGACGGGCCUGAGGCUCCUCAACCUCAGCUUCUGCGGGGGCAUCUCGGACGCGGGCCUCUUGCACCUGUCGCACAUGGGCAGCCUCCGCAGCCUUAACCUGCGCUCCUGCGACAACAUCAGUGACACAGGAAUCAUGCAUCUGGCCAUGGGCAGUCUGCGCCUCUCGGGGCUGGACGUGUCCUUCUGCGACAAGGUGGGGGACCAAAGUCUGGCGUAUAUAGCCCAGGGGCUGGACGGCCUCAAGUCCCUGUCCCUCUGCUCCUGCCACAUCAGCGAUGAUGGCAUCAACCGCAUGGUGCGGCAGAUGCACGGGCUGCGCACGCUCAACAUUGGACAGUGUGUGCGCAUCACGGACAAGGGCCUGGAGCUGAUCGCUGAGCACCUGAGCCAGCUCACGGGCAUAGACCUGUACGGCUGCACCCGCAUCACCAAGCGCGGCCUGGAGCGCAUCACGCAGCUGCCCUGCCUCAAGGUACUCAACCUGGGCCUCUGGCAGAUGACGGACAGUGAGAAGGUCAGGUGAGGGCGGCGGCACUGGCUCCCCGCGUCCCGCCCUGCUCAUCCCCCCUUCACCGCCACCCCCACACACUCACGCACACUUAGGCCAGCCCGUUGCUGCGGAGGAGAUGGGGCAGUCUCCUCCCUCCUCUAGCGCCCCUCCCCGCCCGCAGCCCUCAUUGGAUCUGGGUUCCUGUGCUCUCCGCCCUCCCGGCGUGGCCCUGCGGACGGAGUGAUGGACGCCGUGCUCACCCCCCACUCCUCUGCAGGGGGCGGGGGUGGAGGACUGACUCAGCUACUGUAUCCCCACUGCGCUGCACUUGGAGGGGGUGGGGAGGGACGGUCCUUUCCACCCUGGGGAGUUGAGGAAAAUGUCUGCCUUCACUUACGCUUUCAUUUGAAUACUGUGAUCUGGCUUUUAUUUUGAAAUGCAUAAAAAGCAAACCCAACUACAACGGCCUUUUCACCCUUCUUCCACUUUAACUAGUCCCGGCUUCUCAUCGCUCACCUCUGGCAGUACUCUGCUGUUCAUCUCGUCGUUCCUAGCUUUUUAAACAUUUUUUUGGAAGACAUUUAAAAUCCUGGUCCUUUUUUUCUGCUGAGUAUAUACUAUAUAUAUUAUAUAUAUAAGUUAUAUAUAUAUUAUAUAUAUAUACAUGUGUCUGGCUACCUCGUUUUAGUUUCCUUUUUUCUCUGAAGUCCUGGAAUUCUACAAGAGAGAGAUAUUUUGGAACUGAACAUUUUUGUGCCUAGACUGGAAAGAUGCCCAUUGGGUUGAACAUCUUUUUUGUUUUGGCUUCUUCCCAACCUCCCUCCAUCCAGUGUGUUCCACUUCCACAUUUGGGCUGUGGGAUUUUUUUUUUUGUUUUUCUGCUUUCUCCUGAUCCAUUGGGAUUUGAGAACCCAGUGGUGUUUCUAAGUCUUGACUUAAUUUAUAGCACAAAUGUGUGGAGGAGCUGGGAGCUGGGCUGUCUGGUCUGGCCAAGGUGCGGACUGUGUCUUGAGAACGAUUAUAUAUAUGCAAAUUCUGCCCUGCCCUCACCUCCCGUCCCCAGGCAGGUCCCACGGCAGGCUUCCUGCUGGAAGGAGAGCAGACCAGGCCGAGAGCCCAGGUGCUGCA
Molecule: messenger RNA, 2154 nt
Organism: Tupaia belangeri chinensis (Chinese tree shrew)
Lineage: Eukaryota; Metazoa; Chordata; Mammalia; Scandentia; Tupaiidae
Gene: FBXL14
Product: F-box and leucine rich repeat protein 14
Biological process (GO): SCF-dependent proteasomal ubiquitin-dependent protein catabolic process
Cellular component (GO): SCF ubiquitin ligase complex
Molecular function (GO): protein binding
Source: RefSeq, a predicted model, not a curated record